UGCCUUCUAUUUUUUUAUCAGUUAUUAAUAAUGACUCAAGUUCAAAUAACAAACUUGACGUUAAUGCAAUUACUGAAUUCAUUAGCGAAGUAACGAGUUCUUAUUUUAGAACGAAAGAAAAAAACCACAAGCGUGCUCGAUAUAAGCGUAAUGAAGGAAAUUGGAACAGAGUUCAACUUUUAUCAGACUUGAAUGGUUUGGAAACCGUUGUAUUAGAUGAACCACAAGAAAUAUUAUUGAAAAGAGAAUUAGACUCUUUUGUUAAUGACAAAGAGUUUUACAAGAGAAUUGGUUUGCCUUAUCGACGUGAUCUCUAUUAUCUUAAUCUCAAAGAAAUUAAAAAUGAUAAUGAUAUGAGCGCCGCUUUUAGUUCUGUUCCACCAAAUCAAAUAAUUGUUCUUGAAGAUGUUGAUACACAAUCAAAUAUUCUUUAUAAAAGAG
Molecule: messenger RNA, 441 nt
Organism: Racocetra fulgida
Lineage: Eukaryota; Fungi; Glomeromycota; Glomeromycetes; Diversisporales; Gigasporaceae
Source: the annotation of a GenBank genome assembly